This is a messenger RNA of Penaeus monodon (black tiger shrimp), 832 nucleotides long. Its product is annotated as cuticle protein 7-like. The coding region runs from base 422 to 832 and encodes 136 amino acids. The transcript is spliced from 3 exons. Lineage: Eukaryota; Metazoa; Arthropoda; Malacostraca; Decapoda; Penaeidae. Gene Ontology annotation, cellular component: extracellular matrix. The record is from RefSeq and is a predicted model, not a curated record.
CAGACAACUCAUCCUGAGAAAACAGUCUCGUUUUAAGUCUAAUUCCAUCAGUCUUUGCAUCGGUGCUUGCCUCUGUUCAGGAUUAAUAGUUCAGGCAAAACACAAAAAUAUGACUACUUCGCGAGCCAUUUAGAUUAUCAAUGUUAUUACUAUCAUCAUUUAGCUAUCUUUUUAUCAUUAAUACCUAUUCAGUAUCAUAACUUUGUUGCUUAUUUUCUUUUCUUUUUUUUCUUUUUUUUGCUGAAAUUAUUCGUAUGACAUUCUAUACCUGCUUUCACGUUACUAUCAUCAAUGUCAUUUGCCUUUGCAGUAUCAAGUGUUUGUAACAAUGACGUAACAACAUUCAUGAUGAGUAUAAAAGGGUCUUCCUCCUUCAGCCGAACAUCACAGCUCACUCAGCUCCUCUGCGACCAACACUAACAUGUCUGCGAAACUGAUCCUCUUGGCGGGCGCCCUCGCGGCCCUGGCCUCCGCCGUGCCCCGUCCCGACACUCCUCCCGUCUACGGCCCUCCUCACCCGACCUACAAGCAGCCAGGAAUGCCCUUCGACUUCAGUUACGCCGUCAGGGACUACUCGGGCAACGACUACGCCCAUCAGGAGACCAGCGACGGUCACGUCACCUCCGGAUCGUACAGAGUGGUUCUUCCCGACGGCCGAACCGAGAUCGUGGAAUUCAGCGCCGAUCACGACAACGGCUACGUCGCCAACGUCGCCUAUGAGGGGGAGGCCUCCUACCCCUCCCCCUCCCCCUCCCCCUCCUACCACCCCGCACCCUCCUACCACGCCCCUGCCCCUUCCUACCCACCUCCCCCAGCCCACCCACACCAAUAA